Messenger RNA from Corticium candelabrum, 4326 nucleotides. RefSeq lists its product as uncharacterized. NCBI's taxonomy places the organism in Eukaryota, Metazoa, Porifera, Homoscleromorpha, Homosclerophorida, Plakinidae. The record is from RefSeq and is a predicted model, not a curated record. Bases 92 to 4165 code for a protein of 1357 amino acids. The transcript has 16 exons. Gene Ontology annotation, molecular function: protein binding.
CGUUAGUCUAAAACAAGUACGGUCUAGAGCUGCAAGCUGUUGCAACCAGAGCAGAGACACGGUAGCCGCGUGAGCACUAGUGACUACAGAGAUGAUUAAUCUACGUCAUUCUCAUAUAGCAAAAACGUUCAAAAAAGGAGAGAGUCCACUGCACAAAGCAGUGUUGGAAAAGGACAUGAAACGGUUAAAGGAAAUUCUAGAUUCACCUGUAGGUGUGAAAUGGCUAAACAGAAAAGCCAAAGGAGGUUGGACAGCAUUGCAUAUGGCUACAAAGUGUUCCGAUUCUCAGUUCGUGCGGUUGCUUCUUGAGAAAAGGGCAGACAGUUCUAUAACCACUCGACAUGGAAGUUCAGUUCUGCAUUCAGCUGCUUGUGAUGGCACUGCAGAAGUGAUGAAGAUGCUUAUUGAAGCAGUUGAUAUUUCAGUCAAUGUACAGACCAACAGAGGAUGGACUCCUCUUCACUAUGCUGCUCAAAAUCAGAAACUGGAAGUUCUGGACCUUCUUAUCAGUAGCAAUGCUGAUUUGUUUUGUAAAAACUCGGAAGGUUGGUUGGCUUUUCAUAUUGCUUGCAAGGUUGGUCACAAAGGUUGCUGUGAGGCACUUGUUAAAGCAGUAGACAACAAAGAACAGCAACAGCAGAUGGUGGUGUCAAAGACGAAUGCUGGAUGGACGCCUCUGUUUUGUGCUGUGAAUGGGUUUAAAGGAGGACAUCUCGAGAUUGUCCAAUGGCUAAUUGAAGAAUGGAGAGUUCCCGUUGAUGAACCACAAGAUAAAAACAUGUUCACUCCCCUUCACAUUGCCACCAGGUUAGGAUUUGUUUCUAUAGCAGAGUGUCUUGUUGAGCAUGGAGCAAGCAUAAACUCAACAACUGAGGAUGGAUAUACACCACUGCAUUGGGCAGCUUUAUACAACCAAGUUGAAAUGGUUAAUUUUCUUGUCGAGAAAAGGGCAGAACUCAGUGUUCAGAACAGGGACAAGAAUACUCCUAUUCAUCUUGCUAAGAAGAGAGGGUAUGACAGAAUAUAUGACGUGAUUGUCAACGCAGGAGCAGAUAUUUCCAUUAGAAAUAUUGAUGGACUAACUCCUGCCGAACUAACAUCUGACUUUCCUUCUGAGAUUCGCUCUCGGGGUGCUGCAGCUAUUCGUCACUUUAGGGCUGCUCUACGAAAUGGCAAAACUAAGCCACACAGAAUCAAGCUUAUGCUGUUGGGAGAUGCCAGAGUUGGCAAGACCAGCCUGUAUCGCUAUCUCACAGGUCAGACAUUUAUAGAGGAUCUGGCUAGCACAGAAGGAAUCGACACAAAACUAAUUACCACACCAGAUGUUUAUCCUGUUAGCAACAGAGUGUGGAAGGUUAUUGAUGACCCACAAUCAGAUUUUAAUGACAAGAUAGCUCAGGAAACUGUACGACGUGUGAUAUUUGAUGACAGAGUAGAUCCAGUAGAUCGAUCUCAUCCAUUGAUUGAAGAGCUGCCGGGCCAGGAUGACACCCAUGACGUGGGAGUGGAUAGUCAUCUGAUGUGGCCGGAAUCAGCAUCAAAACUUCAAGUUAGUGAAAGUCAUUUGCUUCCACCACACUCUACAACAAAUGUAACAGCAAAUCCCACCGCAGCUCGCUACUUAGGACAAGCCCUUUCUGGUCCAUUGUUUGUUCCACAAAGAAUUGAAGAGCAUAGUGUGUUACACAGUCGUUAUCAAGGAUACCAGCAGCGUAGAACUAAAAUGUCAGGUCAACAAGGUCUUCAUCGUUUUCAUCACUCUUCAACAUCAACUGCCAAAAGGCACAAAAGACAAAGAAAAAGUAAAAGGAAGGCGGAACCAUCACAACAUGAUCUUAGUGAAUUACCGAUGAAAAGUUUUCAGAAACACUGGGAAUCCAGCAAAAGUGGUUUACAGGAAGAAAAAGCUAUCAAGUUUAGUGUUUGGGACUUUGCAGGUCAACAACUUUAUGAACCCAUGCACCACACAUUUCUCACUAGACGAGCAAUUUAUCUCAUUGUGUUGAAUUUGGCCAAACUAACUGACAAGGGUAUUUCCUUAGUUGAUUUGCAACGAAUCUACUUUUGGUUUGCAUCGGUGCAUGCUCACACUCCUCUCACUCCUGAAGCAGUCAGAAUAUUAUUUGUUGGCACUCACAAAAACAGUUGCAGUCCAGAGAGAGUAGACAGUGCAGUAAAACAGCUUUGUGAUACCUUUAAGCAAUCUAAAGAGUUUGCUUGUCAUAUUGAGUAUGUUCAAGUUGAUGACGUUGAUGAGAUCUUGGCUCAAGUAGAGAACUCAUGUGACGACUAUGAAGAUGAGAGUGUUUGCAUUCUUCGUGAUUCUAUUUUGAAAGCAGCCCUAGAUCGAGAUUACAUGAAAGAAGAUAUUCCUUUGAGUUGGCUUCGAUAUGAAGAUGAAAUUUUAUUAUAUCAUCAGCAACCAUUACCUACUCAAGGAGGUGAGAGCGUAGAGUCUCGGUGUUUGUUGACAAUGCAGGAGAUGAAAGCUAUUGCUGUCAAGUGUGGUAUUGGUGAUAUAAAAGAAGGUCCUUUUAAGACGAUGAUCACAUUCUUUCAUGAUGUGGGGCUGGUUUUAUUGCCUUCUGAACUGUUGGGAUUGGAUGAAUCCACAAAGAAGUUGCUUGAAGAUGUUGCUCUUCCCAAUCCACAGUGGCUAGUAGAUUUGAUGACAAUUCUUGUCAAAAUUCCGGUACAAAGUAGACAGCAUCCCUCAUACAGGGCUGACUGGAUCACUCUAAAAAAAGAAGGAGUUCUUACCUACAGACUGAUGCAUCACAUUAUGCAUGAACUGCAUGGAUUCUCAUACAAGGAUGUCAAUACAUUGUGCAUUCUAUUUCAAGCAUUGGGAUUCAUUUGCAAGCUCUUACACAGGCAAGUCCAUACUUCAGGCAAUGCUCAGCACCAAACAGAAGAAGGGAGCAGAGUGACAAUUGAAGACAGUCCGGACAGUCAUAUCGAGUCUAGUCAGGAGGAAGAUGACCAAUGCAGCACAGAAAGGCAUGUUGAGAGGUAUUUAGUACCUUGUCAACUGCCAGAAGAACAUCUUGAGAUUAAUGAACUGCAAACUAAGAACACUUUCAACAAACGAUUCUACUUUGACUUUACUACUUUUCUGCCUCCUUGGCUUUUGCUUCAUCUCAUUGUGCGACUUCUUACUUACAUGCAACAACAACCAGACUUGCAGCACAGUCUGCAGUGUGGUUGGCUUCCUUUGUUAUCAAAAAAGACUUGUCUGAUGGCUCAAAAUUCGCAUACUCGCUUCAUCAUCAAACUGACGGCAAAUCGAAUUGUUGUAUGUCACCAGCUUAGUGAUUCUAAUGCUGAAAAGAAGUUGAUGACAUGGCUGUUUGAUAUGGUUUCUGAGAUUUCCAAACAAAAAUUUAGAAAUAUCAAGUUUAGUUGUGGUCAUCUGUGUCCACAUGUUGAGUGCCUUAAACAUAUUGUAAGCAAAGAAAGUCAUGUUGAUGAAGAACAUGAUUUGCGAGUCUUCUACAAUGAUGAGUUCAAGAGACUAAGAAAACAAGGUCUUUCUGCUGUGAAGUGUUUUGAUGAACUUCGACGCUCUGCUGCUGAUCAAAACGUUGGUGGGAUCAAGAUACCUUUGAUUACAACAAUCAAUUUUGUCUUAUCAACAGCAGAACUUAAAGGUCACGUGGAGGAGAUGUACAGCUACACAGAUGGCAAGGACCAUUCUGAAGAUACUAUAGUUCCUUGCUUGUUCUCUGACCCUGACAUGAUUUCAUCUCCGAGUUCUACCAAUGAAGGUGCAUCUUUGCAAGGUCUUGUUUCUGCUGCAUUGUCUCAGAGCGGUCUGUCUCAACAAGGCACAUCAGCAGUAUCUACUGGCACUGCAGCAGCUGGUGGAAUUACCUCAGCUUUGCAAACUACUGAACCGGAGACAGCAAUAGAGCUGUUGCCAGGAAAUUCUGAAGACUUAGUUUCGGAGAGAGAUAUUAAUCGAUUGGCCAAGCGUCUUACAAAUCUUGGUUCUUUCACUGUGAAAUAUCUGGCUGCUGAACUAGAAGUAGAGAUGGACGAGACAAUCAAGAGCCUGUCAAGUGCCAGAGAGCAGUGUUUUGAGGUACUGAGUAGAUGGCAAGUGAAGGCAGGCAAGGCAGCCACUAUAGGCAAUCUUAGAGAAGCAGUUGAAGAAGCAUUAUAGCUUGCACAAGUAAUUUUGGCUGAAGGUUUCAUAUCUUUACAAUAGCUUGGGCUAGCUUAAUUGACGUAAUAUGGGUAUAUUAUUGUAAUAGGUUUUUUAGCUGUUAUUGCAGGUUUGUAGAAUUUGUAUUGCAUUUUCAGGAUUAUACGUGCUAUGCUGAA